Dioscorea cayenensis subsp. rotundata (Guinea yam) is the source of this 1546-nucleotide messenger RNA. Its product is annotated as protein RETICULATA-RELATED 4, chloroplastic-like. The coding region runs from base 71 to 1288 and encodes 405 amino acids. The record is from RefSeq and is a predicted model, not a curated record. The transcript has 8 exons. Lineage: Eukaryota; Viridiplantae; Streptophyta; Magnoliopsida; Dioscoreales; Dioscoreaceae.
AAGUCAGUCACGCACUGUCUCCGACAAUGUCACCGUCCCAACGACCCCGUCCACACAACAACCCGGCCUCAUGGGCUCAAGCUUUUCACCUCAUGAAAGCUAUCCCCAUGGCAUGGCUCUGUGCAAGGCUGCUCACUCAGCCACUCACCUCUCCACUCCAUGGCUUCGUCCUCAAGAUUUUCCCUCCGCUCCCUCUCCGACCUCCGUCGUCGUCGUCCUCCAUCAAGAUCCCACCACAUUUCCUCCUCCGCUUUUCAAUCUCGGUUCUUUUCAACCCCUCUCUCUAUUCCGCUCCUCACCCUCCACCGUCGUCCCUCGCUACGGUCCCCUCAUCCCCGGAUCCGGUGGGAAUGACGAUGGUGGUGGUGGAAACUAUGGAGGAGGCGGUGGCGGCGGAGGUGAUGACGAUUUCGGUCGGAGGAACCGGACGGAGGCUGUCCUCGCCCUUGCUGAGAUUGGGCGGUCGUUGGAGAGCUUGCCUGCGGACUUGGCCGCUGCUAUAGAUGCUGGGAGAAUACCAGGGUUGGUUGUGCAUAGAUUUGCAGAGCUGGAGAAGUCCCAUGCCUUCCUCCGAUGGCUGCUCCAGUUCGGAGGGUUCAAGGAGAGGUUCCUGGCUGAUGAUCUCUUCCUUGCCAAGGUUGCCAUGGAGUGCGGUGUUGGCAUCUUCACCAAGACUGCAGCAGAGUGGGAGCGCCGCCGAGAGAAGCUUGUGAAAGAACUUGAUUUCGCCUUUGCAGAUGUGGUAAUGGCCUUUAUUGCAGAUUUUAUGCUUGUCUGGCUUCCUGCUCCCACUGUUCCUCUCAAGCCACCUCUCGCUUUUGGCGCUGGUCCCAUUUCUAAGUUUUUCUAUGGCUGCCCAGACAAUGCUUUCCAGGUUGUAUUGUCUGGAACAUCGUAUUCGUUUUUGCAGAGAAUCGGCGCGAUUGUGCAAAAUGGGGCAAAACUUUUUGUUGUCGGGACCAGCGCAUCUUUGUUUGGGACUGGUAUAACAAAUGUGCUGAUUAAUGCUCGGAAGGCAUUUGACAAGGACUUCGCCGAAGAAGCUAAAGAUGUCCCUGUAUUAUCAACAAGUGCUGGAUAUGGUGUUUACAUGGCUGUUUCAAGUAACCUUAGGUACCAGCUAGUAGCUGGUGUGAUUGAACAGCGGAUAUUGGAGCCGUUGCUUCAGAACCAGAAGCUUCUCCUGAGUGCAUUGUGUUUUGCAGUCCGAACAGGAAACACAUUCUUGGGAUCAUUAAUGUGGGUUGACUAUGCUCGUUGGACUGGCAUCCAAAAAGUUCGGGACUAGGAUGCAAGGCUCAUUUCCUUUAUAGUUGGCUGCUUCAAGUUCACAUGUGAUUCUUAUCAAAGUCAAAUUAUGCCAUCAAUAAUUUCCAAACAUGGCCAAUUUAUUAGGUAACUUGCCCUGAGAUUGUUCAGAGUCUACUACUGUCCAUUCAAUUCUGCUAUGAUGCUUGUGCUAUCAUGGUGAUAUUCUUUUCACAGGGUUUGCUUCUGUUUUUGUAAGAAUUUUGUUUCGUUUUCUUAUUAUUUGCUUUUAAAAACA